This is a messenger RNA of Heterobasidion irregulare TC 32-1, 1629 nucleotides long. RefSeq lists its product as uncharacterized. NCBI's taxonomy places the organism in Eukaryota, Fungi, Basidiomycota, Agaricomycetes, Russulales, Bondarzewiaceae. The transcript has 9 exons. Gene Ontology annotation, molecular function: protein binding. The record is from RefSeq and is a predicted model, not a curated record. Bases 1 to 1629 code for a protein of 542 amino acids.
AUGUCCCAGAACGCCGAAGCCGAGGCGUUCUUCGCAACGCGCCCUCCGCGCCUCGUCGAUAUCCAUGUCGGCCUCGUCGAUGUCUUCGCCGCCCCCACCGCUGCGCGCACCACACGCGCCCGCAUCGUGCCAGACGACGCUUCCCUCGCUGUCAAUUACGUCCUGCCAUUUUCAGGCGCGCGCAGACGCAAGGAGGGCGCGUCCACCACCGUCCCUGAUCUCAAUGCGUUCAAGAAGAGCUGGGGAAUCUUCACGGAGGGGUCGCUCUCCCAGCUCACAGACUGGAACAACGUCGUCGCAGCUGGAGGCUCCGUCCUCGCAUGCUUGUCACCCCUCCCCGACGCGGCCAAGGCGACCAAGCGGACGAUGAGGAAGUAUUUCCACGAGACCGCUUUACCCUUCCUCAGAUGUCGACUUGUGUCUGCGGAGCGCAAGAUCGUGGCUAUCUACGAAGCGGUGCGCGACUCUGUGCCCUGGGACGUCACCUGCGUCCGCACCAAGCACACCGUCUCCAUCCAUUCACACUACCCCUACCGCUGCACCCAGAUCGUCCUCCGUCUAUACCGCUCCUCCGCCGAGAUCCUCGCCGGCUUCGACGUCGACGCGCCCUGCUGCGCGUACGACGGCGCCCGCGUCUGGGCGAGCCCGCGCGCGCUCGUGGCCAUGAUACGGCAGUGCAACACCGUCGACGUCGCGCGCCGCUCGCCCUCGUACGAGGCCCGUCUCGCGAAGUACGCCGCGCGCGACUUCGAGGUGUACGUCCCCGCCCUGAGGCGCGCCGACGUGGGCCCGACGGGCCUCGCGCGCUUGCUCGUCCUCGAAAAGCUGUCCAGCCCCGAGUCGCGCGCGCAAUACCUCGCCGAGCGCGGCACGCUGCGCGGGCGCCCCACGGCGAACACCUACCGCGCCGUGCGCCGCGCGCGCCAGUACAAGGGCGACCUCAAGUCGAGCCUCGCAGGCGGCAGAGGUGGGGUGCUUGAGAUGAGCGACUACGAGACGGUGGCGCUGCAUGUCCCUUACGGGCCCGGCUGGGACGCGAAGCGGAUCGAGAAGCUCGUGUUUAAGACUGAUCUCAGAAUCAACACGCCGUUCAAUCCGAAGAACAAAGGGCGCAGGCUACACAGACAUCCCGCGUUCUUCGGGACCAUGGAGGAAUGCCUCAAUGACUGCUGCGGGCACUGUCCUGAACCUCGUGAUGCAGAGGAGCACCAGUUGCGGAACGAGGAAGAUAAAUCGUGCAUCCGCGGACGCGUCGCGUUCAUCGCCGAGGAUCCAGGCCGGCAGACCCUCUCUGGCAGCUUCAACCCAAUCUCCGACGGCGAAUGGAGCGAACAAGCCUACAUCCUCUCUACCGCGCGCCUCUUCGCCGCCAUCGCCGGGCGCGACCGCCCCGCCGUGCGGGCGCUCCUCUCCGCGGGCGCGCGCCACGACGUUGAUAGGCGGGACCACGUCGGGCGCACGCCGCUACACGUCGCUGUGUUGUCGGACGCGGGGGAUAUAGCGUGUGACCUGGUGGACGUGGGCGCGCGUAUGUCUGCGCGCUUGGUUGGGGGAUGCUCGGCGCAGCGGGAUAUGACGGGCGUGGUGAAGAAGAUGCUGUUGCAGUCCAGCAAUACUACGCUUCACUGA